Molecule: messenger RNA, 2115 nt
Organism: Rhagoletis zephyria (snowberry fruit fly)
Lineage: Eukaryota; Metazoa; Arthropoda; Insecta; Diptera; Tephritidae
Source: RefSeq, a predicted model, not a curated record
AUGCACACGGUGCACAACGCUCAAGUGAAAGUAGUUUCAUUAAAGGCAAUCAUGGCGCCCGAGCUUAGACGCGACUCUGCCGCCCUUCUCAAUGGCCACCAAGCCACCCCACCGAGCCUAGCCAGCGUGCCAUCCACACCCAACCAUGACAUCACACCAACGAGCUCUAGCAGCAGCUGCACCAACAAUAGACUAGAAGCCUCUUCUUCACUCAACUCCUCACCACCUGAGCCUGCCAAAUUGGUUAAGGAGCUCAAUCAGUUCAUCACCUGCCAUCUCUGUAAAGGGUACCUCAUCGACGCAACUACUAUCAUAGAAUGUUUACAUUCCUUUGCCGGUUUAUCCAACGAAGAGAAGGGUGAAAUACACGGAGAAAGAAUGAUCAUAUCACCUGACGAUAAUAUUCAGCUCACAAUCGAGUAUUUCCCCGAAGUACCAAGUCCAUUUAAGCUGCUCCCAUUCAAGAAAGAUGAAAAUCAAAUGCUGCCUGAUACUAUGAACCAAAGGCGGUACCUUUUGUGUUUGGCAGGGAUGCGGGUCCUCCAGUUGAUUAAAUUUAUCCGCUACAAGUACGAUCUCGAUGCCAAGAUUCAAGUGAACUUUUUCUACAGAACUGAACUGCUAAAGGAAGACUUAACUUUGAUGGAUCUAGCAUAUACUUAUAGCGCUAGCCCGGAUAUGCCUAUCUCCCUAUAUUACCUCAUCAUCGAGCCGAAUAAAGACAAGAGCGACUAUCUAUGUCUUGUUUCGAAUUCAAAAUUGCCCAUGGCUCGGUUGCAUAGACAGCAAAAAAGGCGAAAAGUUAUGAAGAACAUUUUGGAGCCUAGUAAUUGCAAUGCUCAACUAAACAACAGCAACUCACCUUGCAACAAUACACGCCCAUUAGUCUCAUCCAGCCAGAGAUUAUUUGAUGACGUCCCAACCCUAUCUCUAGGCGCAAAUACAAAUGCCCCACAAAUCGCUCAAAAUGCAUCCGCAUCAACUUCAGUGCCAAAAGAAAAUAUGCUUGUUAAAAGCCAACUCGGUACUGGAGAAAAGCGAAAGAUCAGCGAUGAUGGUAGUACUGAAUCGCAAUCCGUAGAGGCAAAGAAGCCUAAACUUGCCGCUAAAGAGAAUUUAGUUCAGUCAAAAACGACAAAUGCUCAAAUUCAAAAUGAAAUCACAUUCUCUGAAGACGACGACUCUUCCACUGAUGUUAGCGAGAAUUCUCAAAUUUCUUAUCAAAUUGAUCUUAUUUGUAAAAAUGAAUCAGAAGCAAAUUUUGGUGAUGUUGAAAACCCUCGUAGUGUCACCAACAUUGCAACCAGUACGACAACCAGUAUUGAACCAGCAGCAACCACUAGUAAUCACAUCAUCAAUCCUGACACGCAAAUGAUAAAACCUUCGACUAGUAGUGCAACUGCUAGUAAAUUGCCUCCAACUGACCCUCCAGUUCUCACAAACCUCACAAAUUCGUCAGAUCAAGGUGGUCAUAGCUCUUCAAAUGGUGUGCAAGUUGCGAGUAAACCUACUGAAGUUCUUCAAAAGGUAGAAGUGAAAACGACAACAAACCUGAUGACGUCUUUAGGGAACACGGUAACAGUCGCCUCGCUACAACAGUCAACAGCAUCAAAUGGAUCUCUAGAAACGACAGUUAAAAAUGUUCCGUCUGCUGAAAAGAACGUUCUCAUUGCUAAGGAACAAAAUGUCCAAAUCAUAACUCCAACUGUCAUUUCAAACAACACGACCUUUUUACUUCAAUCACCAAAAUGUGAUUCAACUGCAACUGCUCCUUUAAAAAGCUCAUUUUUAGACACCCGAAAGGAUGUUGUUUUCGCUCAUCCGGCUGCUGUAAAUAAACCCCCUUCUAAUGGGGCAAGUGCUCAGGAGAAUCCAGUAACGAAUGGGCACGCCAAAACGACUGAAAACUCUGCAGCCCCAGCCGUAAACACUUUGAAGCCAUUAAUGGCAACUAAUGGCAAAAACAAGUUUUGCUUUCCUCAAUUUACUCACAGGCCCGAGUUUAUCGCUAAGGCCUUGAAUAUGUUACACACAAACAUUGGAAAGAGCAUUCCUCCCAGUUCUAUAAAUAUCGAACCUUCUACAAAUGCUCCCAACAAUUCCUUAACAAAUUAA